This is a messenger RNA of Botrytis porri, 804 nucleotides long. RefSeq lists its product as uncharacterized. Lineage: Eukaryota; Fungi; Ascomycota; Leotiomycetes; Helotiales; Sclerotiniaceae. Bases 1 to 804 code for a protein of 267 amino acids. The record is from RefSeq and is a predicted model, not a curated record. The transcript has 4 exons.
AUGGAGGCCUCAAUUGGUGCUCUUCUCGAAAGCUAUUCGCCUUUCGAACUUGAUAAGAGUCGACUAGAUCGAUGGCCUGACUUCAAAUCUUUUUCGAUAGAGUGGGGUCCUAGAACAUCUCAUGGAUCUUUGAGCAUAAAUCAACACAUUGAGAUGCUAGUAGAUGUUCCGUUCUUGAAAACUGCAUUAGAUCGGCUUCCAGACGCAAUUUACAGGUUACAGAGCCGAUCAAAUGGCAAGAUUGGAGAAGUAGAGAAAAUGCAACUUUGCACAAAGUGUGUGACAGAUCUUGCAGAAACAUUCAAACGACUAUUGGACGUGGGCGAUGUUCAGCCUUACUCUAAGCCAUUAAUUUACAUGUUCACUAUUCUAAGCCCCUACAUACAAAAGCUCCAGAUUGAGAUUAAAAGUUCAGGAGGAUAUGAUUCAGGUCGUCCUUGGCGGUCGCAAAUCUUCCCAGAGGCAAGUCAUCUCAAAUUUAUCUUGCUUAAAGAAUUCCACCACGUUACAGUAUCAGCCCGCAGAUCAAAGCCCGAGAGAGGCCAUUUCCAUAUCAAUACUUUCCGCAGAACAGCACGAUCUUUUUGUGAGAAUACCUACCCUGAAGAAAUUGAAACUCCGUGGCUAUGCAUUCAGCCUAUCGACGGUUCAGUCACUCCCCAAUUUCUUGACAAACUCAUGGAAGGCAUCUUUGUGCAAGAAAAUAGCUUGGAGUCUCUGUCUUUGAUAGGGAUCCGUAGAUCAAUAUCGGACCAUACGCAUCUUGGGGAGAAUGAUAUUCAACUAGUGUUUUUGGUCUGCUAA